Messenger RNA from Caenorhabditis briggsae, 1083 nucleotides. RefSeq names its product Protein CBR-STR-23 (gene Cbr-str-23). NCBI's taxonomy places the organism in Eukaryota, Metazoa, Nematoda, Chromadorea, Rhabditida, Rhabditidae. The coding region runs from base 1 to 1083 and encodes 360 amino acids. The transcript is spliced from 5 exons. The record is from RefSeq and is a predicted model, not a curated record.
AUGGAACUCUUCCAAAAUCAAUCAAAAUCUUACAAGAGUUGGGUCACCAUUGCUCAGAGUGUUGCGGAAGCUGGUUUCUGCUCAACUAUGGUUUUUUGUGGCAUUUUGAUUUUUCUAACUAUUUUUGGGGUGAAGAGAAAUUUCGGAAGCUACAAGUAUCUGCUGAUUUUGUUCCCAGCUGUUGGCAUAUUUUUUGCAACUGUAGAACUCAUUUUGUAUCCGAAUGUUCACUCGUUUAACGCUGGCUAUUUCUUCUACAGUACCCGCCGUCCGUUUGGUGUUGGAAUUGAGAUUGUGACUAUUCUUAUGGCAUUCUACACAUCCAUUUAUGCCUCAACAAUUUGCAUGUUAUCAGUUCAGUUCGUUUAUCGAUAUUGGGCGAUUUUCGACGAAACAAAACUUCGAUUUUUCAAAGGUUGGAAGUUUUUGUUUUGUGUUGCCUAUUCGGUUAUCGUAGGAGCACAAUGGGGAUUAUCUAUGUAUUUUUUCAAUCAGAUGGAUGAUUAUACAGAUCAUUACAUGAGAGAAGAAUUGUUGUACAGAUAUGAUCUUACCAUUACCGAAAUCGCAAGGCUCUGUCUGGUUUCCUAUAACGAGGAUGGAUCACUUCGAUGGAGGAAUAACUCGAGCACAAUUGAUAUGACGAUUUUUAUGAUUGUCCAGUACACAAUAGUGAUCUACUGUGCCAUAGUAAUGUAUCAGAAAAUGGAGGAAAAGCUGAAAAUGUUAUCAGUUUCCUUGAGAAAUCUUCACAAACAGUUUUACAAAACUCUUCUUCUUCAAAUCUUCACCCCAACACUUUGCCUGUUUGCGCCUGUUGUAUUCAUUAUUUAUCUGCCACUUUUUGACUUGAAAAUCAGUAUUCCCACGGGAAUGUUUCUAUGCGCGUUCACUUUGUAUCCAGCUUUGGAUGCCAUGAUCGUCAUGUAUAUUGUCACAGAUUACAGAAACGCGGCGAAAAAGAUGCUGAAGAAAAUUUUCGAUUGGAUGUACAGUAUUCUUAGUUUGAAUGAGCUCCCAGAAAAUGGUACAACGACUGCUCAAACCAGAGAAACGGCUCUGGGAAGUAGAGUCUGGUCAUAA